This is a messenger RNA of Anopheles stephensi (Asian malaria mosquito), 2059 nucleotides long. It is a transcript of the gene Rab1, whose product is annotated as ras-related protein Rab-1A. Gene Ontology annotation, molecular function: GTPase activity; GTP binding. The coding region runs from base 410 to 1015 and encodes 201 amino acids. Lineage: Eukaryota; Metazoa; Arthropoda; Insecta; Diptera; Culicidae. The transcript has 6 exons. The record is from RefSeq and is a predicted model, not a curated record.
UGACGUUUUCGAUGAAGAUGAUGUGUCAGUGUCGCGCAAGGGAAGAAAGAAACCAGAAAACUUGGAAGUGUUGUACAUUUUCAUAUAGCAAUCUAAAAUCUGCUGCAGUUUCCGUCGUCUCUGUCCCUUUCUGCGAGAAAACUGCGGACGUAAAAGUGAAUUCCGAAUUGUGAUACUUUACUGCACAUUGCCUCCCCCGCUUUAAUCGCCAAGUACAGCGGUCGCUGCGUGAAUCCGAUUCGUCAGCGACACUUCCGCGAUCCGUGUUAAUUUGGUGUGCUGGAAAGAAAGCAAAGAGAGGAGAAAAAAAUCGGUCGGUACUGCAAAACGUCCCAACCUGUCGUCGUGCCCGUGUGCCGUUCAUACCGAGGAGCUAAAGUGAAGGAAACAGAUUUUCCACCAUCCGACCAUGAGUCCCGAAUACGACUAUUUGUUUAAGCUGCUGCUGAUCGGUGAUUCCGGAGUUGGAAAGUCAUGCCUGCUGCUAAGAUUCGCCGACGAUACAUAUACGGAAAGUUACAUCAGCACAAUUGGUGUAGAUUUUAAAAUUCGAACCAUAGAUCUGGAUGGAAAAACUAUCAAAUUGCAAAUUUGGGAUACUGCCGGCCAGGAACGCUUCCGCACGAUAACGUCGUCCUACUAUCGCGGUGCACACGGUAUCAUCGUGGUGUACGACUGUACCGAUCACGAUUCGUUCGAGAACGUGAAGCAAUGGUUGGAGGAAAUCGAACGUUACGCUUGCGACAACGUAAACAAACUCCUAGUGGGCAACAAGUGUGAUCUGCAGACGAAGAAACGUGUCGAUACAACCACGGCAAUGGAAUUGGCAAAUCAAUUGGGCAUUCCGUUCCUUGAGACAUCAGCGAAAAAUGCCACCAACGUAGAGCAGGCAUUCAUGACCAUGGCGGCCGAAAUCAAGAAUCGCGUAGGACCCCCGUCCAGUGCCGCCGAUCCGCCAAGUGCUGUGAAGAUCGACAAGGGCCGCAACGUGGAGGCAAAGUCGGGCUGUUGCUGAACACCAGAUGGGUUUCAGGGGCAGCAGCUUUAUUAUUAUGAUUAUCAUCCUCUCAAAUCGAUCGACCACGACCACCACGCUCCUUCCUUCCACCCCGUUCGUUUUAGCUACGUGCCAGCCGCGGCACUAGCAGCAGCAACAGCAACAGCAACAUGAAUUAAUGAAACAGGCAAAAAAGGAGGAAAGGAAUCGAUAAACUGCUGAAGUAAAAAGUCACCUAUUUCCAACCCCCCCCCCCCCACACACACACACCACCACCCACCCAACUACCCUGACGUGUGCUUCCCUGGGAAAACGGGAACAGGACGGGACGACUGGAAGGAACACGGAUGAGGGUUUUUGUGGGUGUUGGUUUUGUCUCUAAAGCGUAUCGUAAACUGUAUUUUUCCGUUACGAUCCUCCUUCACGUGUCUGCAGUAUCUUACACUUACACAUCCCCCCACACAAAACACAAACCCCUUCACAUUUUGCUGAAUAGAUUACUUCUAUUAUAAUUAUAUCUUUAUAUGAGUUAUAACAAUACAAAUAUUGGUUUUCGUUUUUUUGGGGGGGGUAGGGGGAAGCAAACUUGGAGGGCGUGUAGUAAUGAGGUCUUCUCCUGUAAAGCAGCAGGCGGGAAGGUGCAGUCUGGUAAAGGAAGGUAGAAAUAUUAAUAUCAUAAGAUCGAAGAAAGGCUAGAGAAAGCGAACGGUUUAACGGUUUAAUGAUGAUGAUGAUGCUUGUGUGCUGCAUUCUGCAUGAUGAUAAUGAUUAGUUUUUCUUUCCCCUUGUUUUCGGACAAGUCCUGUUUGUGGUGGACAGAAAGGGUUUUCGUUUGAACGAGCUCUGUAACCAUGAUCCACGCAUUCAAGCGAUUCGACUGUAGCCUGGUUCAUCGAGGGCGAGAGAAGGAGAGACAGAGAGAGAGAGAGAGAGAGAGAGGUGCAUAUAGCAAAAACCCCACAAACAACACACCAUACACGAACACGAGGAACACACAUGAAACAACAAACAAGCAAACUAAAAGAGACAUAAUAAAUAGUGGAAAUUGGAAGAUGUUUCGAG